CUGCGGGUCCGGGCGGAAGUGGGGCGGGGGGGGAGGGAGCGAGGCGUCACCGUUGUAUAUUCAUGAGGCGCGCGCAGCCCAGCAUGUAAAUGAGGCGGGGCGCGGCGGCCGGCUAAGAAGGCUGCUGGGCGGCGGCGGUGGUUGCUGGCUCGGGGCAGCCCGGCGCGAGUGGCGUAGACCAGGGCUCACUGGCCGGCGCUAACCGGGACAUGGAGCCGUCCGGCGGGGGCCUGGGGCCCGGCCGCGGGACCCGGGACAAGAAGAAGGGUCGGAACCCGGAUGAGCUGCCUGCGACGGGCGGCGACGGCGGCAAACCCAAGAAAUUUACUUUGAAGCGGCUCAUGGCAGAUGAGCUGGAGAGAUUUACCAGCAUGAGGAUUAAGAAGGAGAAGGAAAAACCCAAUUCUGCUCACAGAAACUCCUCUGCAUUGUAUGGAGAUGACCCCACUGCGCAGCCAUUGCCUGAAUACACUGAUGAGCAAAUCCUAGUCUUUUUUGAGAAGAUGCUGGUGGAUAUGAACCUGAAUGAGGAGAAGCAACAGCCUUUGAGAGAGAAGGACAUUGUCAUCAAGAGGGAGAUGGUGUCCCAGUAUUUGCACGCCUCCUCAGCUGGCAUGAACCAGAAAGAAAGCUCUAGGUCUGCCAUGAUGUACAUUCAGGAGCUGAGGUCAGGCUUGCGGGAUAUGCAUCUGCUUAGUUGCCUUGAGUCCCUUCGAGUUUCUCUCAACAAUAACCCUGUCAGUUGGGUGCAGACAUUUGGUGCUGAGGGCCUAGCCUCCUUAUUGGAUAUUCUCAAACGGCUCCAUGAUGAGAAAGAGGAGAUUUCUGGAAACUACGACAGCCGGAACCAGCAUGAGAUCAUCCGCUGCUUGAAAGCUUUCAUGAACAACAAGUUUGGAAUCAAAACCAUGUUGGACACAGAAGAAGGAAUCCUACUGCUGGUCAGAGCCAUGGAUCCUGCUGUUCCCAAUAUGAUGAUUGAUGCAGCUAAGCUGCUGUCUGCUCUUUGUAUCUUACCACAGCCAGACGACAUGAAUGAACGAGUUUUGGAGGCAAUGACAGAGAGAGCUGAAAUGGAUGAGCUUGAACGCUUCCAGCCACUGCUGGAUGGAUUAAAAAGUGGGACCUCCAUUGCACUCAAAGUGGGAUGCCUACAGCUGAUCAAUGCUCUCAUCACUCCUGCAGAAGAAUUUGACUUCCGAGUUCACAUUCGAAGUGAACUAAUGCGCUUGGGGCUGCAUCAGGUGUUGCAGGAGCUUCGGGAGAUUGACAAUGACGAUAUGAGAGUACAGCUAAAUGUGUUUGAUGAACAAGCGGAGGAAGAUUUAUAUGAUCUGAAGGGACGGCUAGAAGACAUUCGCAUGGAGAUGGAUGACUUUGGUGAAAUCUUCCAGAUUCUUUUGAACACAGUGAAAGACUCAAAAGCAGAGCCACACUUCCUGUCCAUCCUGCAGCAUCUCCUAUUGGUUCGAAAUGAUUAUGAGGCUAGGCCACAGUACUAUAAAUUGAUUGAAGAAUGUAUUUCUCAGAUAGUUCUACACAAGAAUGGAACUGAUCCUGACUUCAAGUGCCGGCACCUCCAGAUUGAUAUUGAGGGAUUGAUUGAUCAAAUGAUUGAUAAAACAAAGGUGGAAAAAUCUGAGGCCAAAGCUACAGAGCUAGAAAAAAAGUUGGACUCAGAGUUAACAGCCCGGCAUGAGUUACAAGUAGAAAUGAAAAAGAUGGAAAAUGACUUUGAGCAGAAACUUCAGGAUCUGCAAGGAGAAAAGAAUGCACUGGAUUCUGAAAAGCAGCAGAUUGCUACAGAAAAACAAGAUCUAGAAGCGGAGGUGUCAAAGCUGACCGGAGAGGUUGCCAAGCUGUCAAAAGAACUAGAAGAAGCCAAGAAGGAAAUGGCUUCUCUCUCUGCUGUGGCUGUUGCUCCUUCUGUUUCUAGCAGUGCUGCUGUUCCCCCUGCCCCGCCUCUGCCUGGUGACCCUGGCAUUGUUAUUCCACCUCCCCCACCCCCACCUCCUCUUCCUGGAGGUACCUUUCCACCUCCUCCCCCUCCUUUGCCUGGAGGUGCUGAUAUACCCGCUCCCCCUCCUUUGCCUGGAGGUGCUGCCAUCCCCCCACCUCCUCCUUUGCCUGGAGGUGCUGCCAUCCCCCCACCUCCUCCUUUGCCUGGAGGUGCUGCCAUCCCCCCACCUCCUCCUUUGCCUGGAGGUGUUAGUAUACCCGCUCCCCCUCCUUUGCCUGGCGUCCCCCCACCUCCUCCUUUGCCUGGAGGUGUUAGUAUACCAGCUCCCCCUCCUUUGCCUGGCGUCCCCCCACCCCCUCCCUUGCCUGGAGGACCAGGACUGCCUCCUCCCCCUCCCCCUCUUCCUGGAGGCCCUGGCAUUCCUCCUCCACCUGGAAUGGGCGUGCCUCCACCUCCCCCCUUUGGAUUUGGGAUUCCUGCAGCCCCGGUUCUGCCAUUUGGAUUAACCCCUAAAAAAGUUUAUAAACCAGAGGUACAGCUCCGGAGGCCAAACUGGUCCAAGUUCGUGGCUGAGGACCUUUCCCAGGACUGCUUCUGGACAAAGGUGAAAGAAGACCGCUUUGAGAACAACGAACUUUUUGCCAAACUUACCCUUGCCUUCUCUGCCCAGACCAAAACUUCCAAAGCCAAGAAGGAUCAAGAAGGUGGAGAAGAAAAGAAAUCUGUGCAAAAGAAAAAAGUAAAAGAGCUAAAAGUGUUGGACUCAAAGACAUCCCAGAAUCUUUCAAUCUUUUUGGGUUCCUUCCGCAUGCCCUAUCAAGAAAUUAAGAAUGUUAUCCUGGAGGUGAAUGAAGCUGUUCUCACUGAAUCUAUGAUCCAGAACCUCAUUAAACAGAUGCCAGAACCAGAACAGUUAAAAAUGCUCUCUGAACUGAAGGACGAGUAUGAUGAUCUGGCUGAGUCAGAGCAGUUUGGCGUGGUGAUGGGCACAGUGCCCCGUCUUCGACCUCGCCUCAAUGCCAUCCUCUUCAAGCUACAAUUCAGUGAGCAAGUUGAGAAUAUCAAGCCAGAGAUCGUAUCUGUCACUGCUGCAUGUGAGGAGCUGCGUAAGAGUGAGAACUUCUCCAACCUCCUGGAGAUCACUCUGCUUGUUGGAAACUAUAUGAAUGCUGGCUCCAGGAAUGCUGGUGCUUUUGGCUUCAAUAUCAGCUUCCUCUGUAAGCUCCGAGACACCAAGUCUGCAGAUCAGAAGAUGACAUUGUUGCAUUUCUUGGCUGAGUUAUGUGAGAAUGACUACCCUGAUGUCCUCAAGUUUCCUGAUGAACUUGCCCAUGUAGAGAAAGCCAGCCGAGUUUCUGCUGAGAACUUGCAGAAGAACUUAGAUCAGAUGAAGAAACAGAUUGCUGAUGUGGAACGUGAUGUUCAGAAUUUCCCAGCUGCCACAGAUGAAAAGGACAAGUUUGUUGAGAAAAUGACCAGCUUUGUGAAGGAUGCACAGGAGCAGUAUAACAAGCUGCAGAUGAUGCACUCCAACAUGGAGACUCUGUAUAAGGAGCUAGGCGACUACUUCAUCUUUGACCCUAAGAAAUUGUCUGUGGAAGAAUUCUUUAUGGAUCUGCACAACUUUAGGAAUAUGUUUUUGCAAGCAGUCAAGGAGAAUCAGAAGCGCCGAGAAACUGAAGAAAAGAUGCGGAGAGCAAAACUAGCCAAGGAGAAGGCAGAGAAAGAGCGACUGGAGAAGCAGCAGAAGCGAGAGCAGCUCAUUGACAUGAAUGCAGAGGGAGAUGAGACGGGUGUGAUGGACAGUCUUCUGGAAGCUCUACAGUCGGGGGCAGCAUUCCGACGAAAGAGAGGGCCCCGUCAAGACAACCCUUUGAGCCCUUGGGAGGAGGAGGAGGAGGAGCCCUCUAAGUUGUCAACAGGAAAGCUGGGUGUGCAGUCACAUCUCUGCUAGCCUCGGAGCUGACCAAGGAUGAUGCCAUGGCUGCUGGUCCUGCUAAGGUGUCCAAGAAAAGUGAAGGAGUCCCCACAAUCCUUGAAGAAGCCAAGGAGCUGGUUGGCCGUGCAA
Molecule: messenger RNA, 4028 nt
Organism: Chionomys nivalis (European snow vole)
Lineage: Eukaryota; Metazoa; Chordata; Mammalia; Rodentia; Cricetidae
Gene: Diaph1
Product: diaphanous related formin 1
Exons: 29
Coding region: 210-3914 (1234 amino acids)
Biological process (GO): actin filament polymerization; actin cytoskeleton organization
Cellular component (GO): cytoplasm; actin filament
Molecular function (GO): actin binding; small GTPase binding; microtubule binding
Source: RefSeq, a predicted model, not a curated record